AUGCGACCCAUGUCUGACACUCAGCAUGUUCAUAGCUCGUUUCGAUCUUCCGAUAAAAUCGAAGAUGCCUUUAAGAGGAUGAAAGUGAAUGAAAACGAAUCGAAUCCGUAUCCAGAUCGUCCUGGCGAAAGAGACUGUCAAUUCUAUUUAAGAACUGGUCUCUGUGGCUAUGGAAGCACUUGCCGUUACAAUCAUCCUACUCAUCUUCCACAGGGUAUUAUUUAUCAGAAAGAAGAGCUUCCUGAGAGAUUUGGACAACCUGAUUGUGAGUAUUUUCUGAAGACAGGAGCUUGUAAGUAUGGUGCAACUUGUAAAUAUCAUCACCCAAAAGACAGGAACGGCGCAGAACCUGUUUUGUUCAAUGUUAUCGGUUUACCUAUGCGUCAGGGUGAGAAGCCAUGUCCAUAUUACCUGCGAACGGGAACAUGCAGAUUCGGAGUUGCUUGCAAAUUCCACCAUCCUCAUCCUGACAAUGGACAUUCUACUGCAUAUGGAAUGUUUAGCUUUCCUUCUUCAGGUUUACACUAUGGUGGUGGAUUAACAAUGAUGUCUUUGCCUCCUGCAACAUAUGGCACUAUGCCUCGUCCACAAGUUCCUCAGUCCUAUGUUCCUGUUAUGGUUUCACCCUCUCAAGGUCUUUUGCCUCCUCAAGCCUGGGCGACUUAUAUGGCUGCAUCUAACCCCAUUUAUAAUGUGAAGAAUCAACCUUAUUACUCCACUUCCAGUGCAUCCUUGCCCAUGGCUGUGGCAUUGAAUCACGGUUUGCCUGAAAAAUCUGAACAACCAGAAUGUCGGUUUUUUAUGAGCACCGGGACAUGUAAAUAUGGAGACGAUUGCAAAUACAAUCAUCCUGGAGUAAGGGUUUCACCACCACCACCAAAUCUCUUAAACCCGUUUGUUCUUCCAGCCAGACCUGGGCAACCAGCUUGUGGUAACUUCAAGUCUUAUGGGUUCUGCAAGUUCGGGCCAAACUGCAAAUUCGACCACCCGAUGCUGCCAUAUCCGAGCUUGACCAUGCCUCCGUCUCUACAAACUCCUUAUGCUAGACCUGUUUCAUCAACCCAUCAGAGGAUCUCACCAUCGCCAAGCCACUCUGAUUCAAAGCCUCUUUCUAAUGGUAAACCUGCUGUGAAGAAAGAAAGCUCAGAGACCAAAGAUUCUGAACAAUUGAAAAACUCAGGAAUCCAAGAUUUGUCUGCGAAUUCGACAUCACCAUGA
Messenger RNA from Arabis nemorensis, 1218 nucleotides. The record is from the annotation of a GenBank genome assembly. Lineage: Eukaryota; Viridiplantae; Streptophyta; Magnoliopsida; Brassicales; Brassicaceae.